UACAGCUUACCAGCUUUCUGCGCAUUUUUCUUGUCACUUGAACUAGCUAAUGUCCCUCCAGAUUAAUCCUAAUUUAUUUAACUAUCAUGUGAACCUAAUUGCUUGUUGUCUCUCCCCUCUGGCUGGUCGGUACAGCGACGGCCUCGCUUCUUGCAGGGCGGCGUUCGAUCCCCGAUGGUCCUAAGCAGUUGAUGGGGCACUAUUCCAUCCCUCCGUCCUAUCCCAAGCGAUGUCUCCUGAUAAUGACCUGCCCUAUGUGGAUACCAAACUGGUUCUAACUAUUUCCUUUGUGAGACAAGAUUGUGGUGGGCGUUCGAGUUAGAUGGUUCGUUAAUGUGUCCAAUUUCCUUCUCUAUUGGUCAAGCCCAAUUUCCUGAUGUAAUUGAUUCCCGUUUGAGCCUAAUUAUAUGUUCUGACUCCCGCAGGAGGCUAAUUACCUAGACUAAUGACUCAAUUACCUCCCACCCAAGGUAAUGGGACUGAGGUUCUGCAACGAGGCGUGUCUUCAGGCCCAGCAGCUGUGGCCUGUCCCUGAGGACGACCACCACGACCACAUGAACCUCACGCCGCUGCAGGACACGUUGGUCAAGAGGCUCGGGGCAGGAGCUGUGCCCUUCACCUUCACAGUCUCGUCCCUGGCGCCGCCCUCCGUCACCCUCCUCCCCGCCAGGACCUACGUCGGCGCCCCCAUAGGCACCAACUACGACCUCAGGAUCUUUGUAGGCGAGAACCCGGAGGAUAAGCCGCACAAGAGGUCGUCUAUCCGGAUGGGGAUGAAGCUGUACCAGAUGGCAUCCGGGGCGGAGGUGGCCCUGCCCUACGCCGCCGCCUCCAAGCCGCUGCUCCUGGCCGACGGACAGGUGGAGGUGGAAGCCACCCUCGACAAGGCCGUCUACGAGAGGGACGAACAGGUCAACGUUAACGUCUCAGUCACCAACCACUCCUCCAGGAACGUCAGGAGAAUCAAGAUCCUAGUGGUCCAGUACGUGGACGUAGCCAUGUUCAGUAACGGCAAGUUUAAGAACAUCGUGGCGACGCUAGACACAACAGACGGCUGUCCCAUCACUUCGGGAGCAACACUGACGCGCCAGUUCGAACUCCAGCCCGCCAGAGGACCCAUCAAGAACUGGAUUGCCCUGGAGGAGUUCUACGACAGGGAGAGUGCGCUGGCUUCCUCCGUCGUUAGACCCGACGCCCAGGAGAGGAACGUCUUCGCUAUUUACGUCAGUUAUUACGUCAAGGUGAAGCUGUUCACUAGUGCCAUCGGGGGUGAGGUGAGUGUCAAGGUGCCAUUCAAGUUGAUGAGACGCCAUACCGUGGAUGAUGUGGCCACCAACACCUCUCCCACGACAGAGGCAGCAACCGAUGGGGCGCCGAUAACUACCUCCCAGUCCAUGUUUGACCUGAGCACUGGCGACCCGCGCAGAGGGGCGACCAAAGUCAGAAAGUCGCCCCCGUCACGGUCGACCAGUGAAGACUCCGGCAGGAGCACCACAGCAUCGUCAGCAGCAGCAGCAGCAGCAGCAGCAGGGCGGGGCUCCGUGGCCGCCGACCAGGGCGGCUCCGUGUCGGGACAUGGAUGCGUGGACGCGGAGACCUUCAGUACCACGGUACAGAUCGAAGGGACUGGCCGUGGCCGGCUUGUGAACUCCGCCUGCUGAAGAAAGGACU
Molecule: messenger RNA, 1671 nt
Organism: Procambarus clarkii (red swamp crayfish)
Lineage: Eukaryota; Metazoa; Arthropoda; Malacostraca; Decapoda; Cambaridae
Product: arrestin homolog
Biological process (GO): G protein-coupled receptor internalization; signal transduction
Cellular component (GO): cytoplasm
Molecular function (GO): G protein-coupled receptor binding
Source: RefSeq, a predicted model, not a curated record